AUGGCAGAUAUGGAGAGUAGUGAGAAGGGGACGAAAGAAGAGGACCAGGAGUAUAUUCCAUCUUCUCCACUUGAACACUAUUCCGCCGUCUCGUCGCCUCCGUCGAGGAGAAAAGUCAUGUCUCGGUAUUUGAGAUCCCUUUUCCUGUGUUUUCCUUUUGCAAGUGUCGUACGCCCUCGAAAACACUCGUCAGAGCAAGAUAAGAGCAAGAACAAGGAAAAGACUGUUCAAACAAAUACGAUAGAAUCAAGUGAGAUAAGGGAUGGCCACAAACCGUCAGAAACUUCUAAGACCUACAAACCCUUGCCGUAUGACGACUCCAUUCGACUCCUCCGCAUUGAGCCUGGUGAAUCCGAACAGGAUUUGAUACUCAGUCUUGAACCUGCACGACUUGACAACACACUGCCUGCCUACGAAGCACUAUCAUACGUGUGGGGCGUGGAAGCCGGCGAGCAGGUCACUUGCAAUGGAGAGAGCAUGAAAGACAUCACAGUGAACCUCUUCAACGCGCUGAAAAGAUUGCGGCACAAGAACAAAACCAGACUUGUUUGGUGUGACGCCCUAUGCAUCGACCAGCAAAAUCCAACAGAAAAAGGUCUUCAAGUGAGGAAGAUGCACCACAUCUAUGCCCGAGCAGAGAAAGUACUCGUCGUCCUUGGUCUAGAUGAAGAAGGACACGCCGAGGGGGCGUUUGGCGUCCUCUGUUCGCUGGUCAACAACAAACCACCAAGUCAACAACCUACCUUAACCUCCAAGAACAAACAUGCCAAAUCAGCAGUUUACGAAAACAUCGACUCGACUCACCAAAUUCACAUCCCGGCGCAACUUCCUCGCCUUGGAAAUCCCAUCUGGAUAAAAGUUAUGAUCCUCUUUUGCAAUACCUGGUUUCGACGCAUGUGGGUGAUGCAAGAAAUCGUUCUCGCGCAGCACGCCAUCGUAAUCUGGGGAUCCUGCUCCCUGUCCUGGGACAUUGUUGGACGCGCCAUAGACUGUAUACGCGAGCACACGUAUCUGCAUGCAGUCCUCGAGACAAGAAGUCUUCAAAACGCAUUCUUCAUGUGGAACAUGUGCAGUAUCAGGAGAAACAACAUCAAAGGGUCCCACGACGAAGAGGAGGAGAACGGGUUCGCGUUCCUGCAGUUGUUGGAUAUAGCGAGGAGUUUUGACGUGACGGAGGCAAAGGAUAAAGUUUACGGUUUGCUUGGGUUUCCAACAAGAGACGCGAGUCUUGAGACAGGUGUGUUUAUACGACCCAAUUACACACAGAGUUUGGCCGGUGUGUAUGCAGAUGUUGCGCGGAAGCUGCUGGUGAAGGAAGGCAAUCUGGAUGUGCUGUCGUUUGUCGUGCAUCCGGGGUGGCGCGAAAAUGUUGACGAACAGCAAAAAGAGAGCGUGAAACCAGAUACGGCGGCGGAGGACAUGCCAUCUUGGGUCCCGGAUUGGAAUGCGAAGGAGACCAUCUACCCGCUUGCUGGCUUUGGGCCGGGGAAAGCACACAAAGCUGGGCUUGGGCGUCCGCUCUGCCUCGAUUUCACUGAUCACAAUGAGAAUGAGACUGCCCUCUUCACGCUCAGACUGAGAGGCCAAGUAAUCACCACAAUACGCGACGUCGGUGCAGCUACUCCCUUCGGCCAACGCCAUAAAUCUGCGCCUGCGCUCAAAUCCCUCGUCUCAUGGUACUUAUCCACCGCCCGCCCGUCUGCCGAAAUUUUAACCAAAACCCUCUGCGCGCACCGAAACGCUGAUGGUAGUCUCAUACUCGAUGACGAAAAGAACAUCGCUGACUUCAUGGCAUUACUGCGCGAUCUUGAAUUAGACCUGGAAGCUACAUGGCCAGGGGCCGCAGCCACUGGCACUGAGAUGGAAGACACUAAGACUAGAACCGGCAAACAACUCGCUGAACUAGCGACCCAAAAAGGGAACCCAGAUACGGCGCGCGAAACGUUAUGGCUGUAUUCGUGCUAUCGUGCUCCCUUCAUCACAGAGAGUGGAGAGGUGGGAUUGGGCCCAGGGGCAGCGAGGGCGGGGGAUGCGAUUGUCGUGUUAUGGGGUGGACAGGUUCCGUAUGUGCUACGAAGAAACGACGACGGUAGAGAGGGGUGGGCAUUUGUAGGAGAGUGUUACAUCGAAAAGUACAUGACGGAGAAGGUUAUGUAUGGAAAAAGGGAGGAUGUUUUCGAGCUGCGGUGA
Dothidotthia symphoricarpi CBS 119687 is the source of this 2190-nucleotide messenger RNA. Its product is annotated as HET-domain-containing protein. The coding region runs from base 1 to 2190 and encodes 729 amino acids. The transcript has a single exon. Lineage: Eukaryota; Fungi; Ascomycota; Dothideomycetes; Pleosporales; Dothidotthiaceae. The record is from RefSeq and is a predicted model, not a curated record.